This is a messenger RNA of Hippocampus comes (tiger tail seahorse), 1496 nucleotides long. It is a transcript of the gene rxfp3, whose product is annotated as relaxin family peptide receptor 3. Gene Ontology annotation, cellular component: membrane; external side of plasma membrane. Gene Ontology annotation, molecular function: C-C chemokine receptor activity; C-C chemokine binding. Bases 99 to 1328 code for a protein of 409 amino acids. Gene Ontology annotation, biological process: G protein-coupled receptor signaling pathway; calcium-mediated signaling; immune response. NCBI's taxonomy places the organism in Eukaryota, Metazoa, Chordata, Actinopteri, Syngnathiformes, Syngnathidae. The record is from RefSeq and is a predicted model, not a curated record. The transcript has a single exon.
AUGAUUGUUCGCCUCUGUGUGCUCUGCGAUUGUCUGGCAACUAGUGUGGAGGGAGAGGGAGGGGGGGGGGGUCCUCUGGAUGUGGGAAUCGGAGUACAAUGUCCAUGGAAUCGGCCGAGGAAGGCUCGGCGUGGAGCUUCAACGAGAGCGCCAACACCACCGCCAACGGCUCCUGCUCCGCUCACGUCCAUGGGGACGACCUCGGGACCGAGCAGGGCUCGGACGGCGCCGUGGCGGUGCGCAUCGUCAUCUCGGUGGUCUAUUCGCUGGUGUGCGCGCUGGGGCUGGUGGGCAACGUGCUGGUGCUCUACCUGAUGAAGAGCAAGCGCGCGUGGAAAAAGUCCUCCAUCAACUUGUUCGUCACCAGCCUGGCGCUCACCGACUUCCAGUUCGUGCUCACGCUGCCCUUCUGGGCGGUGGAGAACGCGCUGGACUUCACGUGGCUCUUCGGGCGCGCCAUGUGCAAGACGGUGUCCUACGUGACGGCCAUGAACAUGUACGCUAGCGUCUUCUUCCUCACCGCCAUGAGCGUGGCGCGCUACAACUCCCUGGCGUCGGCGCUGCACGGCCGGCGCGGGGGCCGUCACUCGAGUCUCCUCCGGCUCUGGUUCGGGCGAUGCGGCGCGGCGCGCUGCGUGGCCGCCUCCAUCUGGGUGGCGGCUGCCUGCGCCGCGCUCCCCCACGUCGUCUUUUCCACCACGGUGCGCGUUUCCCCCGAGGAGGACUUGUGUUUGGUGAAAUUCCCGGAAAGCGAGGGCACCGGCGGCGUGCAACUCUGGUUGGGACUUUACCACUCGCAAAAGGUCCUCCUGGGCUUCGUGGCUCCUCUCGGCAUCAUCUCGGCGUGCUACCUGCUCCUUUUACGCUUCGUGGCGGCCAACAACGACGCCAACAGGUCGAGCGCAAAGAGACGCGCCAAGGUGACCAAGUCGGUCACUAUCGUGGUGCUCUCCUUCUUUCUCUGCUGGCUGCCCAACCAGGCGCUGACGGCGUGGGGGAUCCUCAUCAAGCUCAACGUGGUGCAAUUCACCUACGAGUACUACACCACGCAGGUGUACGUGUUCCCCGUGUCCGUGUGUUUGGCGCACUCCAACAGUUGUCUCAACCCGGUGCUCUACUGCCUGAUGCGCCGCGAGUUCCGCAAGUCUCUCAAGAGACUCUUUCGUCGGAUCACCGCGCCCGCGCUCACCACCGUCAUCAGGCCCAUCACCGGCACCACUAAGCCCGAGGCGGACGAACAGGGACGCGGGCAGCCUGCGGCGGCGCCCCAGGGAGGACACCAGGACCCCCCCGCGGUGGUGUUCUACCCUCCGGGGGCGGCCAUGUAGCCAGACACACGGCGCGCGACAGACCAGUGAGGUGGAAAAAAUACUUGAGUACACUGUAAAUAAAACGUUUUUUUUUAAGUUAAAAUAGUAAUUUCAGUUGGAACAACUUUUGCUGAGUUGUUUUUGCUUACACUAACCAAGUUGGGGGACAAUACAAGGGACAGUUAC